ACUCGAACUAAAAUUUAGGUUUAAAUGCCCAUUAUAUGCGGAUGCUCGAAUUUCACGUAGGUGCAGCAGAAACAUUCUUCAAUAUACUUGUAGCUCUCGCUUGUACGUCAAGAAAUAAGUCACGAGACUUUAGCUGCCUCGACAUAUUUCUUUUUCUCCUCGGUGGUACGUAAAGUCGUAAACGCAAGGUAAAUGGGUAUAUUUCCUGGAUUUGGUGCCUGGAUCAGUCAGAACACUCAACAGCCACGAAAAUCUCAAAAUGUUGAAUCCAAGAAAGUGAGAGAGAUGAAAAGUCACGAGGAUAGAGAUGACACAAAGGAGCAGUUAAAACUAUGGAGAGAAGCAGAAAAGAAAAAACAAUGGCGUGAACCUUCCCCUAAGGUGACGAAGAUGGAAGUAGUGAAUGAAUUAGAAUGGGGCUAUUGCCAUAUGAAAAUGGAUUUCGAACUAGGAUUGCCACCUCAGGCAGCUAAAGAAAUGUUAACUAAUCCAAACAAUCGAUCAUUCACCAGAAUUAUCAAACACCACGAGAAUGGGAAGUCGAGAGCGGCUGACAAAGUUUUGGCAUGGAAGUUCCUUAGGUGGUCGCGAACUAUCCCGAUAGGUGUUCGUGUACCUAAAAUCGCAGACCGAAAAUCAAUUGUUGUACGUUAUGACAUAGAGAAAAAAGACAUGAUGACGUUCAUGGAAAUGUUUGAGGUUAGCUGUACACUGGAGCCAAUGUAUGUAGAUUCAAAACGCUUGUGCAAGAACAUGAAGCCGAAGAGCCGAGAAGAAUACAAAAAAUGUAGUGGUGGACAAGGAAAGAUUGCGUCAAAGGUGGAACUGGAAAUGGUUUUUAAGCCUUCAUUUUUUUUCAAUGUGCCUCCGGUUUCUUGGUACAUUCGCUGGCUUACUGUCAAGACCAUGAAGGAUGUGGCCAGAGAUUUCCAAAUUCGGGCUGCUGCCAUCCGAGGUCGGUGAAAUGUAUGCGCCCCCAGUCCGGUAACAAUUGAUUUUUACCGUUUUGGUAUUAAAUACUCCCUCUAUUUUUUAAAGAUACAUAUUAUA
Messenger RNA from Raphanus sativus (radish), 1050 nucleotides. RefSeq lists its product as uncharacterized. NCBI's taxonomy places the organism in Eukaryota, Viridiplantae, Streptophyta, Magnoliopsida, Brassicales, Brassicaceae. The coding region runs from base 193 to 963 and encodes 256 amino acids. The transcript has 4 exons. The record is from RefSeq and is a predicted model, not a curated record.